AUGUCAAUGAAUAUAUAUUUUGGGAACUUGAUGCUACUGAUCUAUCUUCAUGUUGCGGCAUUUUAUACACUAUUCAUUCAAAUUUCGUUAAAUUCUUUAAUAUUCUAUGGCUCACUUUUAAUAAUGGGACAACUUGGAACAACAAUAGCUGCUCAUCGAUACUUUGCACAUCGUAGCUUUGAAUGUAUUAAAUUCUUUAGAUACUUUCUUGUCAUGCUGCAGUCAUUUUCUCCAUUUGGAUCAAUCUUGCAUUAUGUUAGGUAUCACCGUUUACACCAUAAUUUCAUUGGCACUAAUGCAGAUCCAUUCAAUUUAAAUCGUGGAUUUUUCUUCUCAUAUAUUGGCUGGUUAUUCACUGAAGCACAUCAUGACGUAUAUGUGGAAAGAAAAAAUGUCAAAAUGGAUGAUUUGAAUCAGGAUUCAAUGCUGCAAUAUCAAAAAUCAAAUUAUGUCCUAUUGACAACCAUCAUCAACUUUAUUUUUCCAACAUUUGUGUGCGUCUUCUUUUUCAAUGACAGCAUAAUAUCAGCAUGGCAUAUGAAUAUGAUGCGAAUUUUAAUUUUACUUCAUUGGAGUUUAAUGAUCAAUUCAUUUGGUAACUUUAUUGGAAAGAAGCCUUACAAUAAAGAUAUUACACCUAAAAGUUCUGAUAUUUUGAGUCUACUUGGACUAGGCGAAGGUUUUAAUAAUUAUCACUACGUUUAUCCAUGGGAUUAUAAGGCCAGCGAAAAAAUAUCCACAACGUUCAACAUAUCAGCAACUUUAAUAGACUUUGUUUGGAUGUUCGGUAUCGUUACUAAGCGAUAUACAACAUUUAUAGAAAUGGUUGAAAGAGAUGCAAUUAGUAAUGGAGAUGGAAGUCAUCUUUAUGCACAAAGAAUGGCAAAAGUUUGGGCAGAUAAAUCAUAUAUUAAGACUGGUGACUCAAAACGAGAUAAUAUCAAUAUUUGGGGAUUUGGUGAUGAUAAAAUGUCAGACGAGGAUAAGAAGCAAGUUAAAGUUUUGAAUUAUUGA
Molecule: messenger RNA, 1014 nt
Organism: Chironomus riparius
Lineage: Eukaryota; Metazoa; Arthropoda; Insecta; Diptera; Chironomidae
Source: the annotation of a GenBank genome assembly